Messenger RNA from Cylas formicarius (sweet potato weevil), 7037 nucleotides. RefSeq names its product myotubularin-related protein 13 (gene Sbf). Lineage: Eukaryota; Metazoa; Arthropoda; Insecta; Coleoptera; Brentidae. The record is from RefSeq and is a predicted model, not a curated record. The coding region runs from base 224 to 6298 and encodes 2024 amino acids. The transcript is spliced from 22 exons.
GUCAAAAGUUUAAAUACUAAAAUGGCGUGAAAAGUUAUUUAAAAUUAAAUAAAUGGGGUGUGGCUAUCUAUAGCUGAUUAAAAAAUCUUGGUAAAAAGUUAAUUUGAACUUUAGUCCGUCUUGCUGUGCAGUUAGGAUAUACAUGCACUGCUAAGAAUUACAUUCACAAUUUUUUAAAAAUGAUUCUCCAAAUAUUUAUGCAAGAUAGGCGGUUUAUUUGAAAAUGUCUCGAUUAGCAGACUAUUUUGUUGUUGUUGGAUAUGAUCAUAAAAAAGAAAGAAAUGGCAUAAUACUUCAAAGAUUUCCAGAUAAAGAUUGGCCUGAUACACCUUUCAUAGAAGGAAUAGAAUGGUUUUGUCAGCCUCAGGGAUGGACCCUUUCUACAGAAAGACAAGAGCCAAGAUUUUUUGUAUCCGUACUUACCGAUAUAGACGCAAAUCGACAUUAUUGUGCAUGUUUGUGUUUUAAUGAGACUGUUUCUAUUACUCCUAGCAAACCUGUAGAUGAGGAAGAGGAUACCAUCGAAGGAGACACAUCUCUUAGACCUAUCAUACCCUCUGUAUCACUUCACAGCAUUAUGUAUGCACCAAAGUGUCUAGUGCUGGUUUCAAGACUUGACUAUAUAGAAACAUUCAGGAAUUGCUUGGGUAUAAUAUACUGCGUCUACGUCGAAAAUAUGCCAAUACCACUAGAAACUUUGGUUGGAAACAUAUUAGGUUGUAUUCAAGUGCCUCCACCUGGUGGUCCUCAAGUUCGGUUCAGUAUUGGGGCUGGAGACAGGCAAGCGUUGCAGCCCCCUCUGUCUCCAUCAUUGCCCGUUACUCACACGUCUGUAAAUUUGCUCUUCCAGCAACUUGGAAUAAAAAACGUCCUAGUGUUAUUUUGUGCCAUAAUGACUGAACAUAAAAUUUUGUUCCAUUCGAAAGGCUAUAACAGAUUAACCGAAGCUUGUAGAGCUUUGACAGCGCUGAUGUACCCGUUUCGAUACACUCAUGUCUACAUACCUCUGCUGCCCGCUCCUUUGGUUGAAGUUCUUUCCACUCCCACUCCAUUUAUUAUGGGUGUCCAUUCGUCUCUAAAGGCGGAAGUAACGGAAUUGCUAGACGUUAUUGUAGCCGACUUGGACGGCGGUUCGAUAAGCAUACCCAGUGGUGUAACGGUACCUCUGCUCUCUGAUCCAUUACUGAGUAACACACAAGAAGCUCUCAGUUUAAUUUUGCAACCGGAACUGUGUUUCGCCGAUCAUGCGUUCCCGCCUUUAGCAAUAAGGGCGCCGCAACCGCUGAUGUUAGACAAGGAAAUAAGAGCCGUGUUCAUGCGAAUGUUCGCUCAAUUGUUGCAGGGCUAUCGAAGCUGUUUAACGCUCAUUAGGAUACACCCGAAGCCCGUAAUUACUUUUCAUAAAGCUUCGUUUUUAGGAGAGAAAAAUUUGAAAGAUUGCGAUUUUACGACGCGGGUACUAGAUUGUAUGUUUUUCACCAGUUUUAUAUCGGAAAGGGGGCCCCCGUGGCGUCCGUGCGACGUAUGGGACGAGUUGUACAAUAAUCUGCACGACAUGUUAAAAAAAGAGCAGCAAGACUCGCGUUUCGUGCUCGCGCACAUUCAAGAACUUGCGACUCAGUUGUACACGAAUGAGAUACCGAAUCCCCAGUCGUACGCUCAGAAAAUUCCGAUACCGCCCGAGGGAGCAUUCGCUCGCAUACACCAACCCGUGUUACCCACCAUAAAUGGCGAUCUGGUUGAGGCGAUUAUUAACGAAGGAAUGACCAAAAACGAUUUGAAGUCCAGUGAUGAUCUAAUUUGGCUAUCUUCGUUAAGGCCUAUUCAACCGAGAAUAGUUCCUAUCGGACCACACAUAUCGAAUUUGCGGGACAACAAACACAUGGUCAGCAAUUCGGCUAGGCGGUUGGAGGUUUUGAGGAAUUGCGUAAAUUGCAUCUUCGAAAAUAAAAUUUCCGACGCCAGGAAAACGUUUCCGGCCGUGUUGCGGGCGCUGCAAUCGAAACAAGCCAGAUUAGCCUUGUGCAACGAGUUGUCCCAACAAGUCAGUGGCACGAAAGCCAUGCUAGAAGAUCAGCAAUUCGAUUUGGUCGUGCGUUUGAUGAAUUGUGCUUUGCAAGAUGAUAGUUCGAUGGACGAAUACGGGGUCGCCGCCGCGUUGUUGCCUUUGGCCACCAUAUUCUGUAGAAAACUUUGCACCGGAAUAAUCCAGUUUGCUUACACUUGUAUACAGGAACACGCGGUUUGGCAUAAUCAACAGUUUUGGGAAGCGGCCUUCUAUCAGGACGUUCAGAAAGAAUUAAAGGCUCUCUACACGUCGAGGGUGGAAAACAUCGGUGCGAAAUAUUCAAGCGAACUGUUGAGUCCUACGUCUUCUCGUGAUAAAGACUACAUGUGGCAUCGGAGGUCCGUGUUGGCUCGCAUGCACGAGACUUCGGCACUCGAGAUUGCCGCAGAACAAAUGAGGUUAUGGCACAGUAUCGACCCGGAAAAGCAAAAGGAGCUGGUAACCUGCGAGGAGAACACCAUGUACAGUCAGGCCAUACAUUACGCCAAUAGAAUGGUUUAUUUGCUCAUACCGUUAGACGUGGGAAACAAGGCUAGUAAACAGGAAAUUUUCGAUGACGAACGAGCCAGCAACAGUAUAGCGAACAGUGUUGCUGAAAGUGAUAGUGUAGAUGCAGAAUCUGGUUUUGAGGAUCAAGAUCCAAGCGAAACUGGCAGCACCGUCAUUCGUAUAGUAUCCCGAUUCAUAGAUCGCGUUUGUAAUGAGGGUGGUGUGACGAGAGAGCACAUCCGUAAUCUGCACCAAAUGAUCCCCGGAGUAGUGCACAUGCACAUAGAAACACUCGAAGGUGUUUAUAGGGAGUCAAAGAGGAGACCACCAAUUCAGAAGCCCAAGAUUUUGACCCCAAACGUGUUAAUAGGGGAGGAAUUGAUAAUGGACGGUCUGAGGGUGUAUUUGUUACCUGAUGGUAGAGAAGAAACGAUAACAGGGUUAUUGGGAGGUCCGCCAUUGCUACCUGCAGAAGGAGCAAUAUUCCUUACCAAUUAUAGGAUUAUUUUUAAAGGAAUGCCGUGUGAUUCGUUUGCUUGUGAACAAGUAGUGGUCAGAUCCUUUCCGGUCACAUCUUUAACAAAAGAAAAGAAAGUAACGGUUCAGUAUUUAGCGCAUUUGGAUCAGUGGCUGCAGGAAGGACUGCAGCUUCGCUCCUGCACGUUUCAAUUAAUGAAACUGGCUUUCGACGAGGAAGUAACCGCGGAAAAUAUCGAUAACUUAAGGAAACUUAUCCACAAAGUGCGCCAUCCGCCCAACUUCUGGCAUUAUUUCGCCUUCGCCGGACAAGUCGUGGUAAAUGAAACGCCGCUGCACAAGAGCAAGGAGAAGAACGCCACCUUGAGGGGCUUCGCCAAGAAGACUCUACUAAAGACCGCGAGAAAGGUUGGAGUCAAGCAAAAAUCUUCGUCCAAGAGACAGAAAUAUGUGCUUCCAAAUAUGAGUAUUAACAGCAGCAACAAGUAUAUGACAUCGCCGGGUAGGAUGGGUCUACCUGUUAACGACUACGGUAACGACGACGACAUGUCGGUCGACGACUUUGAGCCUAGCGCGUUGCCCGCCACACCCACUCAAACCGACGCGAAAACUUUGGAACGGAUGGUGGAAAGGAGCUACGUGAAGGAUUGGCAGAGGCUAGGGAUUUGCUCUCCUAUUAACAAUAAAGCCGGCCAGGAUCAGUUUCGAUUAACUUCGAUCAAUUCUAUUUACACAGUGUGCAGAAGUUAUCCGGCUUUGUUGGUAGUUCCCGUUUCCGUUAACGACGAUAGUAUAAGAAGAUUCUGCCGGUGUUACCGGCAAAGUCGAAUACCCUGCAUAACCUGGAGACACGGUCGUAGCAAGGCUUUGCUUCUGCGCGGUGCCGGUCAUCACGGCAAAAGUGUGAUGGGAAUGUUGAAAAGUCACCCGGCUCCGAACACGUCCACGGAAAUGACCUCCUCUUCCGAACAGGAAAAGUAUUUGUCGGCUUUGGUCGCGGCCACGCCCAUUUUUUCGCAGAGGCCCGGAUGGGAUAUGUCCGAUAGUUGCUUGAGCAUCGAUUCUUUGCUGUUAGCUACCGAGGAUCCCCUGGCGUGUGCUACCCUCACACCCGAAGUAGCGCGAAAAUCGAAUCCUUUUAAUAAAGCGAUCGGUACUUUGGGUGUCUUUCCGAGACACUCCGGUGGCAAGGGUCCAAAAAAUUUCGGUAGAUGGGGUUCAUUGAAAGACAGGAGGCAAUCAUCUCAAGCCUCUUUGGCGGCACAACAAAAUCGUACUACGAUGAGGCAUUCGACCGAUAUGGACAGUGCAGCCGACGGAGUCCAUACCUUGCAACGAGCGGCAUUGUAUAUUCUGGGUGAAAAGGCUCAUAUGAAGGGCAUAAAAAUCGAAUCUGCGCCAAAGGCGGAAUUUAUUCCAGUCGAAUAUUAUGAUGUCAGACAUACGAAGGCAGCAUUUAAAAAGCUUAUGAGGGCGUGCAUUCCAAGUUCUCAGAAUGUCGAACCAGAGCAUAGUUUUCAUAAAUUGAUUGAAAAUUCGGAAUGGCUUCAGCAAAUUCAAAACAUAAUGCAACUGUCUGGCGCCGUGGUCGAUCUUUUGGAUCUUCAAGGUUCCUCGGUAGCAAUAUGCCUCGAGGACGGCUGGGAUAUAACCGCGCAAGUGUCCUCUAUCGCGCAACUUUGUUUGGAUCCCCACUACCGAACCAUAGAAGGUUUUCGGGUACUCGUGGAGAAAGAAUGGAUCGGAUUUGGUCAUCGAUUCAGUCACCGAAGCAAUCUCAGUGCAAAUUCUCAGGCAAGCGGUUUCGCACCAACAUUCCAGCAGUUUUUAGACGUCGUUCAUCAAAUUCAAAAACAAUACCCUAUGGCGUUCGAAUUCAAUGAUUACUAUUUGAGAUUUCUGGCGUACCAUUCGGUUUCAUGCAGAUUUAGAACGUUUUUGUUUGAUUGCGAGUUUGAGCGGGUUGAAAGCGGAGUGGCGGCUGUCGAAGACAAAAGAGGCUCGCUGACGUCACACCAUAAAAGCGUCGAUACGACCUCGGACGACGAAAACAUCUAUCCUGGAGGACGACUGUGCGGAACGACGUCCGGAACCAAUCUGGGACAAAGCGUGUUCGAUUACAUUGAAAAGCAACAUGCUAGGAAUCCCCUCUUCUUCAAUUUUAUGUACACGCCCGACAUUGAACAUCCUGUUUUGAGACCUCAGAGCCAUCUUCCGUGUCUGGAAAUUUGGAAUUACUAUUUAGAUGAAGAUUUACAUCAUGGGCCGAGCUACGACUUAGAAAUUAUCCAGAUGGAUAUGCAACAGGAGGAGGAAGCGGAAGCCGCUGAUGGUAUAUCUACUAAAUCAAUGAGGAAGAUUGUUACUUUGGGGUACAACUGUGUCGACAAAGCAGUGCCGGACGCCUUUAGCCAUUUGCUUGAGGAAAUUCAUAAACUGGAAAGCGAAUUGGGACACCUGCCGCAAAAGUGGAAAGUCCUUUGGGAUAAAUUGGAUAUUCCGGUUACCGAUUCUUUAACGCGUCAUUCUUCCUUCAAUACCGCACUUGUUCGAUCGCAUGGUCGGCUGGUGCACAAACGUUCAACUCUGGAAAUACUAAUGAGAGGUAAAAUGGUGGGAGCCGCGGAAUCGUCAUUGGUCUACUCUCAUCCGCAUAGGUUCGAGAAGUAUAAUUAUUCGACCCCAUCUCAUUGCGAUCUGUGUUCGAGUGUACUUUGGGGGCCUGUUAAGACGGGCAUGCGAUGUAUGGAUUGCGGCUAUAGUUGUCACGAAAAGUGUGCCGAGAGUGUCCCAAACAAUUGCACGAAAUAUAAAACUAUUUCUGACACGAGUACUUCACAGACAAUGCAGAUUAACACCGGAGAUAACGGAUCCGUUAGUUCUGGUAGCGCACGACAAACGUCUAGUCAACAAUACUACGAGCAAUUCUCUUCCAACGUAGCAGAAAACAGGACUCACGAGGGAUAUUUGUACAAAAGGGGCGCGUUGUUGAAAGGAUGGAAGCAGCGCUGGUUUGUGUUGGACUCGAUUAAGCACCAGCUUAGGUAUUAUGAUGCCAUGGAAGAUUCGCAUUGCAAAGGAUACGUCGAUUUAGCAGAAGUGGUAUCGGUGAAUGCGGCGCCACCAGCACCAGGUCCUCCUAAGAAAACGGAUGAUAAAGCGUUCUUUGAUUUACGUACUAGUCGUCGAACCUAUAAUUUUUGCGCGACAGAUUCUGCCUCCGCUCAAGAGUGGAUCGAGAAACUUCAGGCGUGUCUGCAAUAAACAAAAUACUCUUAAUCCAAAGUUAGGUAAUCAGUGUUGUCUUAAAAUCUUAUUGUAACAGUUAGCCAAUGAUAAUAUUUUAUAAUUAUUUAUGUAUUUUUUACACAAGGCGAAUGCACAAAUAUGUUAGUUUACGUUUUACGUUUUUGUAAUAUAGUGGAAUUUUAUAUUUUUUUAUAUUAGUUGUACAGCAAAGCUCAAAUAUAUAGAAUAAAUUGUUACUUUCAUUGAACUUUCCGAGUUUAUGUCAGUUUUUUUUAUUGUUCCAUUGACAUUGUUUUAGAAUUGCUUUCACCUAAAAGUUGAUGUUGGUUCAUGGUGUAAUUUGCUGUCUAUCAUUCAAAAAGUGACCCAUCACGAACAAGAAUAUCUAGUUCAGUUAAGUUAAGGAGAAUUGUUACAUGAAAAGGGCAAUUCUACUAUACAAAUAGUUUAUAGUUAUGAAAGCAAAGCGUGAGCAAUCCUCGUGAGAUGUGGGUCUUAUCAAACGGUAGAAUUUGAUUUUUUUGUUAUGUCAUUUUCAAUAUAUAAGGAGCACCAUUGAAUUUCUUGAACCAAACCUAAAUUAAUUAUUUUUUUUUAAAUUCUAUCGUUUUAUAAAGGCAUGAACGCUUUACAAUAAAAGCUCUAGUUUGUAGUGGUGGUUUUAAGCAUUGUUGGUGGUUAAUUCUGAUCAUUUGUAAAGUGCAUGUCAUUUCACAAUACAAACAAAUAAAACUUGUCAGACACAAAACUGGAA